AUGAUCUUCUACUUACAAGGUACACCCUCAGCUUGCUGUGAUUGGCAAUCUAUACAAUUCGUGCGACUUCUGUAUCGGUACUUGUAUCAGUUACAUGAUACUCCUCGAAAAGAAAGUCUCGAUGGAGACGGCGAACGGCUUCAUGAUCUGCGUACAGACGACCUGAAAUGUAGAAAUUGGCAAGGAAUUGUGCGCGCAACUUUUAUUUCUCACGGAGUGAUGAUUGUUAAUGUGCGCGAACUUAUGUUUGGUUUUCAAGACGAUGAGUUCGAUUAUACCGCCAUAGUUGCUUUGAUGCAGUCAGCGACACCACAACCGAAUCAAGAAUCGCGCUUCGCAGCAAAAGGUUUGUGA
This is a messenger RNA of Plasmopara halstedii, 354 nucleotides long. RefSeq lists its product as uncharacterized. Bases 1 to 354 code for a protein of 117 amino acids. Lineage: Eukaryota; Oomycota; Peronosporomycetes; Peronosporales; Peronosporaceae. The transcript has 2 exons. The record is from RefSeq and is a predicted model, not a curated record.